Diorhabda sublineata is the source of this 506-nucleotide messenger RNA. It is a transcript of the gene Blos2, whose product is annotated as biogenesis of lysosome-related organelles complex 1 subunit 2. Gene Ontology annotation, molecular function: gamma-tubulin binding. The coding region runs from base 78 to 506 and encodes 142 amino acids. The record is from RefSeq and is a predicted model, not a curated record. The transcript has 3 exons. Lineage: Eukaryota; Metazoa; Arthropoda; Insecta; Coleoptera; Chrysomelidae. Gene Ontology annotation, cellular component: gamma-tubulin complex; BORC complex; BLOC-1 complex. Gene Ontology annotation, biological process: lysosome localization; endosomal transport.
GUCAUCUGUCAGAUACUGCCAAUUGUCAAAAUAACAUCUCAUAAACAAUUUCUAAUUUCAUUUAUUUAUUUUAAAUAAUGGCAGAAGAAGAUGAUCGUCAAGAAGUAACCGAUUCACCAAUAAGAGGUCCAACAUUAUCAACUUCUACGUCUAGUUUUGAGGCUUUAGAUCCCCACGAUCCCAAUUUGAGUCAAUUAGCUAAUACAAUGUUCAGUAAAACAUCUGAAUAUUUAUACGGUGAAUUAACUUCGACGUUAGACGAUUAUAGAUUAUUAGAAAACAUGAAUCGAGCUGUUAUUACCAAAUAUUCAGAUAUGAGAAACCUUUCUGUUAACGUUAAGAAAAGUAUGAAUGAAUUAAACGAAAAAUAUAGUUCUAUAAUUCCUUUGUUGCAACAGAUAGAUCAAAUCGAAGCUAGCGUGGUUAAAUUAGAACAAGCCGCAUAUAAAUUGGACGCGUAUUCAAAAAGACUCGAAGCAAAGUUCAAAAGCUUGGAGAAACGAUGA